AAGAAAGGCCUGAUUUUUUGAGUUAGAAAGAGCGAGAAACACUUUUUAUGAUCAUCAUCCCUGUUUGGGUGUUGAUUUUUCUUGAGUUCUGAGAGCUUUGAGGUGGGUGAAAGAUGGCGACUUCUGAUGAAAAGGCAGUGCACGAUCAAGAUGAGUUCAUCUCUUUGGAGCUUCCCGCACCCUCUUCCUGGAAGAAACUGUACAUACCAACUGAAGGAGGGAGGGUCCUAUUUGUUGCACCAACAGGAGAGGAGAUCAACAACAAGAGACAGUUAAAUCAGUAUCUGAAAUCUCACCCUGGCAACCCUGCAUCAUCUGAGUUUGAUUGGGGUACUGGGGAAACUCCUAGGAGGUCAACAAGGAUCAUUGAAAAGAGCAAGUCAAGACCAUCAUUGACUUCAGAGAUUGAGACGCACAAGAAACGGCGCCGGACUUCCUCUGGGAGAAAGAAGGACAUCAAGGACACAGAGGAAGAAGUAGGAGGGAAAGAUGUCGAAGCUGCAAAAGAAGAAACCAAUGUUGAUGGAAAGAGAGAAGUAAACUCCGCUAAGGAGGAAGUGGUGGACAACAAAGAAGAUGAAAUACCAAAAGAGGAGUCCAUUGAGUCCAAGGAAUCAUCCCAGUUCGAAGCAGGCCCUAAAGACGACGAGGAUAGAAAAACAAAAGAGGUUAGUCCGGGCAAAGAAGCAAUGGCUGGAGAUGAAAAUCAGUCAGAGGUGGCCAAGUUGGAGGAAAAUGGUAUCAGCCAAGACGAAACCAAGGAGGGAACUGCUGAGGCUAAAAAUGAGGGAACUGCUGAGGCUAAAUAUGUGGAGGCACACCAAUUAUUACCAAGCAAGGAGUUUCCAGUUGAAACUAAAGAAUGCCAUGAACGUGAAAAAGAAGAGGAUACUGAAAAUAAUGAUAAUGAGAAGAAAGAACCAGUGAUAGAAAAUAGUGUUGUAGUUAGUCAGGCUGGGUUCACAAAUGCCCCCUCUCCUGCUCCUAUUAGCUGCUGAUUGAAAGGGUUUACCUCUCAUCUUAUGUGUCUUUGUACCACUGUCUUCCAUCUUUUUGGAUGACUGUAUGUAAUUACUGAGUGUCAUAGAUGUGUAGUUUUCAGGAUUCAUGUUUCUCAGUAUAUGGAUGACUGUGAUGUUUUUAUUUUCGUGAUAGGCUGACUUGUGUUUCGACACGUGUAUCAACUCUUGUAGUAGUUUUACUUGUCACUAAUAAUGGACAUAAGCAGUCUCUUAAAAUGUCUCAAA
Messenger RNA from Cuscuta epithymum, 1247 nucleotides. Lineage: Eukaryota; Viridiplantae; Streptophyta; Magnoliopsida; Solanales; Convolvulaceae. The record is from the annotation of a GenBank genome assembly.